AUGGCGCGACCAGGCCGCGUGGCUGGUCGAUUCGGGGUGCUGCUGGCACUGGCCGCGGCAACCGCCGGCUGGGGCUUCGCAGGAGGAUGGCAGACGCCGAGCCGUGUCAGCGAUGCCGUGACAGCCAUGGAGGCUGCGAAGGCCAAAAAGAAAAAGCAGAAGAUGUCGCUUGCGGAGGCCCUCGACCGCCAAAAGAAGGAAGAAAAGAUGGAGAAGAGCAAGAGGGACGAGGCCAAGCUCGAGGCUGAAGAGACCUUCUGGGAGGGCCCGCCAUCCUCGACCGAGAUGUUUGCCCCGUUCCUGUCUUGCUUUGUGGUGAUCGGGAUCAUUCCGUUCAUCGCCGCCGUGAAUCGUCAGUUCAGGGUGAAGUACAAGAUCACCAACAAGCGAGUGUCUGUGACAGGUGGUCUUGACGGAAAAGACAUCACUGAGUUCUCCUACCAGGAAAUCUACGAGAUGAAGUAUGGCCUGAGGUUUCUGGGCUACUGCGCUGACGUGAGGAUCAACCUGCGGGAUGGCGCCAAAGUCGAGCUGUUCGGACUGCUGAACUUCGAGGAGAACUACAACUACAUGCUUUCCAAGUGUGACAAGGACGCCCGGCGGCGAAGUGACCCGCCUCUGUCUCUGAACGCCUGA
This is a messenger RNA of Symbiodinium natans, 636 nucleotides long. The record is from the annotation of a GenBank genome assembly. NCBI's taxonomy places the organism in Eukaryota, Dinophyceae, Suessiales, Symbiodiniaceae.